Molecule: messenger RNA, 5820 nt
Organism: Symbiodinium pilosum
Lineage: Eukaryota; Dinophyceae; Suessiales; Symbiodiniaceae
Source: the annotation of a GenBank genome assembly
AUGCGGUAUGCCCUCAGCGGCGCAACCCGGGCCUGGAUAUCUUUGGAUGAUGAGAGCAGACGGCAGUGGGUAACUGAGCAAUAUGAGGAUUUCGUGCGAGAUGCGCCGCCUACCUGGCGUGCUCACCUGCCGAGCUACGUGUGUGCUGAAGAGACAGGUCUGUCGAGCCAACCACAGGAAGUUCACGAGCACGUGGCUGAGCUUCUGGAUGCUGGCUUAUUGAUGCCUGAGGACCUCCUGUGUCCUGAUGACUUGCAGCGUUUCCGGCCUGCACCAAGCAUGGCUAUGGACUCAGCAGGUUCUGCCCAGCCGCCAGCCCAUGUUAAAGCAGAGGUGCCGCUGUGCCCAGUGAAGCGAGAGUUGCAGAAGCAGCAGCCGCGGCAGUUGCGGCGGCAAGACAUCAAGGUAUCCGGCGAGGACAUGGAAAGGCACCUCACCAAGGAUAUUGCCCAUCUCUAUGAGCCCUAUACCCGUAGCAUGCUGAACUUUGUGCAAGUCCUCAGAGGCUUAUGUUCCGUAUGCAGGUUGUGGCACAAGGAUGGGUGGCCGCAGCGUGUGGCUGUGCUGAGUGGGGAUGAUGAGGCACGAACCCAGUUGCUUGAGAUGCAAGUUGCCGCGCCUAUGCUUCUGGCUGUCCUGCAGUCUCCAAACCACUGGAGCUUGAUGGCCGUCCACAAGCAUGCUGAGGGUGUGGAUGCCUUGCAUUAUGACACCCUGGGUGACAAGGUAUGUUAUGACCAUGGCCUGGCAAUUCUGACCUACUUGCGGGAGUCGGGCUGGUUGCAAAGCAUCCCUCCGCUGCAGCAAGCUUCUGUACCUCCUCAGGGCGACCCAUGGUCGUGUGGCCAUAGAGUCGUUAUAUUGAGCGACUUGAUCCUAGAUGCCCUCAGUUCGCAGGGCAGGUUGCCGCCCAACGUUGCAGAGCUUCCUUCCGCGCUUGUGGAUACCUUGAUCACCUCUUCUGUCCGGGCACGCCAGAUGAAGGCUGAGAAGCUGAAGCGAGAGGCUCCCUGUGACCGACUGCCUCCUGCUAAGAAACAAGCGUCGUCCAGCGCAUGCCCUGCUUCCUCACCAAAGCGCGUCGUGGAUGAUGACUUCGACAAUGAACCAUGCACUCCACCCCCAACACGACGCAGAUGCAUUGAGCCCUCAAGUGGAUCCAUGUCUACCCCACCCAAGAGGGGCAUUCGUCCAUCCAGACUGGCAGUGGCCAAAGCCCAGGCAGCUGCUGCCAAACACAAAGCCGCCUCGCCUGAGAGGAAGAAGACGUCAGUCUGCGCCCCGAUCCUGACGCAUGCUGAGUUCCAGCACGCGCACUAUGAGCAGCAGCAGGCGCCGCCGAAAGGCCACUGGAAGGCCUUCCUCAAGGCCACACAGGACCCUUCUCUCACCAUUGUCCGCCGUGUCUGCAGCCGACUACGCCAACAAGGUGUAGCCGAGCCAGCGUGUGAGCCUGCGGUUGCUCAGCAACCUCAAGAGCAAGCCAUUGUGGCAGUCGCAGCAGCGUCUCCGCCCCGCACUCCUGUUGGCAAAGGUAGGCCGCGGAGGGAUGAGCCAGCAAAUGCUCGCUUCAACCUUCGAAGCUAUCUGAAAUCGCGCCGCUCAGAGGUCUAUGCAGAGACUCCUGGCAGCUGGACUUCAAAUGUCGAGUAUCAUUGCCGGGCAUGCCAGAGAGAUAUCAAAUUCUGUCGUUCCACAGACAUUGCCAAGUUGCAUAAGCACAAGCAGGGGCAAAAGCAUAGAAGGGGCUUGGUGAGAUUGGGCCUGAUCCAGCCUGUGGCUGAGGAGGCAGAUGAGGCAGGCGUAGAGGCUGCAGUCGUCCCAGCUCAACCCCGCUGCAAGGGAGUGCGGAUUGACAACCCUUUGAGGAUGCCUCGCACCAUCUAUGCAUCUGGGGAACAUGACCCAAUGGAGAACGUCAUCUUUGAGACCAGCAAUGAGGGAGGUUCAGUCCGAGCCCGAAAUUGCGAGGGUACCUGCGCUGGAGCCCAGCAUGCCUGCGCAGCCUGUCUGAAGGUUGCGAAGAGCAAGGACUUCCGUGCCGCAGUUGCUGUCAAAGCUUAUGAGAUGGACUUAUGUAUGCUGUGCCAUAAAGCCCUUCACGAGUCAGAAGAUGCCGCUGCGAGCUUCAAGCAACACAUCCGGACCCGCGACUACAUGUUGACUGGUCUUGCCGGUGGCAACUUUCAGACCUUCGAGCGCGCAGAGUCUCCUCUCGAGCUGGCGCGAAAGGUCCGCAACCGCUUCGACAGCACACCUCUUUGGCGAAUGAGCGAAGCCUGGAAGGCUUACCUGUCGACGCACCUCUCAAAGGCGCCGCUGCAUUUUGACACUGACCCGGAGGCAGCGGCGCACACAGCCUUGACAAGUGCGCUAUCAACGGCUGUUCUGCAGGGUCGUGCCAAGGCCUUGGACCUGCAACUUGCCGCGCGCGUGGCUGGCGGGGCGCUCAGAGGCGACGCCCUUGUCCAGGGCCUCGUCACAACGUUCCUGCAGCAGACCAGGCAGGAGAUGGCGAGACCAGGAUCGAAUCGGCACUUGGAGGAUCUGCAAGGGGUUGCAGAAGCAUUCCAGGUGCUCGGCAGAACCAAAGAGUGGGACAAGCUACUGAAAGCCUUCCGCCUGAAUCCCCGGGCGUUGCCCAGGCUUACACUUGAUGCGCCUCGCUUUCCAGCUGCGUUUGGCAGCUUGUCAUCCUUUGACCAGGUCAAAGCCAGCUUCUCUCGGGCUGCCUCUAUAUUGCGUGCUGUCAACACAAGAUUACACUUAAUGUUUGAUGAAACAGUGUGGGCUCCGGGAGUGGAGCAAGUUCGUCAUAUGAGAGACGGGCUUGACUUCCUCGUGGGUGGCGUGUGGGACCGACACCCAUCUGACACCUUCCACAUGGUGUGCGCUGAGACCCUUGCAGGUGAUGUGGGCCAUGUCCCCGCAGACAAGCUGGCGCGCUUGACGCUGCACUUCUGCGUUCAGCGUCCGGACAGUCGCAAGGCUGUCAUCGACACCUGUACUUUGCCUCGGCAGUAUGGAGGCAGUUCGGCGCAAGAAACGUUCGAGCUGUUGGCAGACUACCUUGAAGCUGUGACGGAAGCAGCGUCUGGGCUCCCUCCGCAAUCCAUAGCGUUUGACGGUGCCACGCUGAACUCGCUCGUGAAUGCUGCCUUUGGUGGAUUGGUGAGCCAGGAGGUUUUGCAGAGCCUGCCAUGGUUCCAGAAUUGCGAGGUCAUUAAGGUGCCCCGUUGCAAGCAGUGGCCGUACGGCUACCUCGUCUACCGCUCGGAACCCAGGGCAGACCGCUUCAUGGCGUCUGCGUUCAAUGGGGCCUAUCACGUGCAAAAGCGCCUGAGCCUGCAGUUCCUGGGUUGCACGAGGAAGGUCACGUUUGGCGCUCUUCUUGUGGAGUGCGCGCCGCUUCUUGGCCACGGCAUACCUUUCAAGGUUUACGCUGGCUCGGAUAUCAUGUCCGAUGCAGCAGCUGUCAUGAGAUUGAGUAUGCCAUAUUUGCAGCGCAGUUGCCUGACACUGGGUCUCCACGUGGCGGCAUUUAUUGCCGCGCUUCAGGCCUCGUAUACCACUGCGAGCAAGGUUCUGGACAAGCAGCAGCAAUGCAUCAAUGCCUUCACCAUGUUUUACCUCAUGGCCAUGCAUGUCUGCUUCAACCAGCGCAUCUACGGUUCACUCUGGCAAGGGUAUACGCUGUCCGCCCAAACCAUCAAGAACUCAUGCCUUCUAGCGGCCCAUUCCGUUCAUGGGACAAUGAGUCACAUCGAGCCUGCGCUGUGCCAGGAGCUGGGAAUCGAGCACUACUUUGCUUUGCUGAAGAAACCGUUCCGGGGCGCUCCUUCGGUGAAGGAUUGCGUGCAGGGCACUGCCCGUGCAGUGCUAGAACAGAUCAGGGCCAUGGACGGGGAGAAGCUGCAAGUCACACACACGGACAAAUCCCGCGAUGCCCUGGAUGCAGCAACGGUCGCCCGAUGCAGCGCAGCAGCCUUCAAUGCCAGCGUGAGGUUCUUCGCGUGCCUCAGUGUUGACCUGAGCUUGGACGAGGCCGUCCGGGUGUUUGAGACCUGGUAUCGCAAGAAGGGCCACGCUUUCUUUGGAGCUGUUACGUCAGAGUCUAGCCCAGAAGAUUUCCUCUUUGAAGAGGUCAACGUUGAAGAGAUGUCCGACUACAUGGGCGUACCUCAUAAAGCAGACUGUGAGGUUGUGCAAGCUGUUCAGGAUCGGGCAGCGCUGCAGGAGGAAUUGUCUUCGCUGCACGUGGAGGUGGAGGGCGGUGCUGAGGCCUCAGCGCCGGCCACUGCAGAUGUUGAGACGGAUCCUGACACAAUUUUCGGGAAGCCGGAUGAAGAGUCCAAGGGCUGUGCGCAGCCACUCACUUUGAUCGACAUUGUGCAGCGUGCUAUGGCUACGAAGAAGGAGUCUUUUGACCUCGGAGACGCAGGUGGCCAAGGAGACAGGGCUUGUCUGCUGCGCGCCAAGACCCUGCUGACGCCCAUGCGCCAGUUCAUCAGGAUGAUCCGCUGCGAGGAAUCCAUCUUGAGCCAGGCAAGCAUAGAAGGUGGCGUGCCAGCUGGUAAUGAUUGGAAUCGGCGGGAACACCUGCUGGCGGUGGCGCGCCGCAAUGCGCAAUUGAGCCGCAUCCGCGUCAGCCGCUUUCAGAUGUGGGCUGAUGCCCAGAAGAAGCUGAGCGCUGAGCUUACCGAGAUUGUGGGUGGGAAAGAGGGCUUGGUGCCUGUUGACACUUACCGGCCUUGCGUGUCGGAAGCAUUGCCGCAAGUGCUGGCAGUGCGAGAUGUGAGUGGUAACCCCUGCGUGGCUUUGACAUUGUGCGUCUACAGAGGUGCUGUGUUGAGGAGCCCUGCCAAGCCAUCGCAGCGCAUCCGGACCAGCAAGCCGAUGCCGGGCAACCUGCCCGCCGCAGCUACCAAGCUCAUCCACGCGCUCAAGAUGCACGAGGAGAAUGGUGAGCACAUUGCGUCUUGCACUGGCCAGGUACUGUUGCUGCAGCCUUCCGAAAGUCAUGUUUUCGGGGAACUGCGAGCCGAGGAGGUCAAACCGACGGCUAUUCGGAUACACCUGCGCCUGAGCAAGGCUUCUAGUGAUGCCAUGCGUGUGCUGGCAUCUGGCAAGCAUCCUUUGCCCAUCCUGCCUUCCGAAAAUAAUGCUUCAGAUGCCGCAGCUGUCGAUGUGGAAGAGGAGCAAGAGUUGACGCGAGCAGCUGCUGCUGAACCUCGUGUGCUCUUCAAUGACCGCUCGUUCAUGCGAGGCACCCAUGAGCAGAACCUGGACAAGUUCUUUGAGGGUCUGCGUCGCGAGUAUGAAAGCUAUGGCCACGCAUUCGUCGAUAGCAACGAGAUGGUCAUGCUCAAGCGACCUACACCAUGGGCGUCCUUGCGGCUCCGCAUCCCAAGUUGCUGCUUGAAAAUGUGCGGCGACCUCAAAGGCUACAAAUUCUCGAAGGCCAUCACUCUGCUUGCUUUCCUGCUACUUGGUAACGUUUGUUUGUUGAUGUUUGUUGUGGAGCGUGAUGGCCUGAUUGAGUUCAGCGAAUUCGUGGCGACAUGCUUGCCGUCGGCCCGAGAGCUGUUUGCAGUGUCGCUGCAGAUGGCGUUCCACAGCUUCGACACCAAUUCAGACGGAACACUCGAUCGAUCAGAAAUUGCGCAGCUUCUCCAGAGCGGCCAGAUCGAGGAGACCCAUCUGCCAAAGACCAAGACGGUGCAGGAAAUGGUAGAAGAGCUUGACCUCGACCACAAUGGCGUGAUAUCUUUCAGCGAGUUCCAGCACUACUUCAUGAAUGUUGAUGCUGGGCACGCUUGA